UGCAGCAGUUGCCGCAGCAACCCAGGCAGGCAGCCAAGGAAGUAGGGGAGGCAGACGAGAAGAAGAGCAUGGUGUGAGCUCAAGUCAUCCAGAGCCUGACAGAGAAGGACUGAGAACUGCUCAAAGCCCAACAGCAGAAGGAGCAGACCUGUGGGAGUUCAGAGAUGCCCAGCCCAGAACUGUAUUCCCCUGGCUUUGGCCAGGGGCAUGGUGAGUGUCAGCCGCCCGCUCCAAGCCAGAGUGUAGAAGGAGAGGGCCGGCAGGGAGACGCUGAAGAGUUAGGGAAGGCUGGUGGCAGGGAGGUGAGAAAGAAGAAGAGGGAGGAGGAAGGGGGGAGAAGAAAGAAAGCAGAUGCUGCUGGUUUUUCUGUUUUGUAUUCCGUAAGGGCUAUAGGAGGAGAGGAGGAGAAGAAGAAGAGAGAAGAGAAGAGGAUCGGUGUAGCCUCUGUGAGGGGAAGAGGACAGCAGGAGGAUGCCUUCAAUGGAAGAUUCAUCCUGAGGCUCCGAUUCCAAGGAGAGGACAACAGCUGCCCAACGAGAGACUAUGUAGUGGGCACCCUGAUCAUCAAGUCGAUUGGGAUGAACCCAAGAGACAUCUAUGCAGUCAUUCAAAUUCCAGGCAGUAAGGAGUUUGAUGUGAGCUUCAGAUCAGCAGAGAAAUUGGACUUAUUUUUGAGAAAGUAUCAGGAGAAAAAGGGUCAGGACUGCUGGGAGAACUUUGUGCUGAUUCAGCUGACAAAACCAAGGCUAAAGACCCUGUUCAUCCUCUUCAGGAAUGAAACCGUGGAUACAGGAGACAUUGUAACUUGGUUAAAGAGACAUUGUGAUGUGUUAACCACCCCGGUCAAAGUGGCUGAUCGGUUUGGGGUCUGGACUGGGGAAUAUAAGUGUGAAAUCGAACUGUGGCAAGGGGAGGAGGGGAUUGACCACCUGCCAGGGGCCUUUUACUUAGGCACAGAGAAGGGCUAUAGCUGGUAUAAGGGACAGCCAAAGACCUGUUAUAGAUGUGGUUCCAAGAAUCAUAUGAGUUUAACAUGUAACCAGGAAAGGUGUUUCAGGUGUGGAGAGCAAGGACAUAGCACCAGCUUCUGCAAAAAGGGAAUUGUGUGUAACCUCUGUGGGCAGAAAGGACAUAUCUAUGCAAGCUGCCCCAGAGCAGGCCAUUCAUCUGGAAUCACUGGGGAAUGAGGUGUUUUGAAUAACUGAAUGUUCCAAACCACUGAAGCUUACCCCUCCCCCCUUGAAGUGCCAGACUCUUGUGUUCAUUUUAGCCAUUUUAGUGGAAGUGUUUCUAAAAUAUGUUACACAUGUGUCUCUGCCUCCUUAAACAGAAUAUAUUGAAGACAAGUCAGCCUUUUCUUGAUGACUCAAGGUCAUCGUUGUGACAAUUAGUAAUUAUCCUGUGCUAUAAUAGAGUAAUUUCUUCUGUCUUUACUGUUGUCAUGCUGUCAGCUGUUACUUUGAUUGUCAGUGUGUCUACCCUUUUACCUCUUCCCCCUUCUAAUUUGCUGCUUCUGAUCUGUUGUGAUCUGAAAAAAAUUAAUGUAGCUGAUGUUGUUAGAAUUAUAUGUAAAUUAAGAGUAAAUAAGCUCUGAAUGGUGGCCUGAGAGCCCCUCCUACAGAACAAAGUGCAUGGGCUUUGUGACAGCUAUUUCAAUAGCCCCCAAAAUUUAUGUAUCAAUAUAUAGAUAGAAGUAGAGAUCUUUUCUUACAGAAUUGUGAAAUAUCAGAGCUUAACAAGACUUUGUGGAUUAUUUAGCCACCCUCCCCCUCAUUUUUCAUAUGGGUAAACUGAGGCCUAGAAAGAGGAAAUGACUAAAGUCACACAAUGAGCAGGAAAGCUGGGAGUAAAACCUAAAUUUCCUGACUCCCAAUCCAGAGCUCUUUCUAUUAUACAUACUGCCUCUUGAGGGGGGUUUUCUUUGUUUUUCUGUUUUGGUUUUGGGUUUUUGGGCUGGUUCUUCAUUAUGUUCUGAGAACUGAGGUCACUAGAAGUUGGCUCUCCAGUAACCAGAUAAGUUGGGUAUUACAAAAGGGAGAGAGGGAGGCUCAGCUAGACAGCAUCUAGAACCCUAAGCAAAAGGGUCCAGCCAAGCUGGCCUAAUGAAUAUAAAUGGACAAGGUUCUAGAAACCCACUUGGGGACUUUAAGUCAACUGGAAUCCCAUAAGCAGAAGCUUCAGGAAAUAGAAGAGAAAGGAGGAAACAAAAGAAGAAGAUGGAUUUCAGGUGAAAGGCAGGGAAGGAAAAGAGAGGAAAACCAAUGAUGUUACAAGGGAUAGGUAAACCCACCUAUCACUUUCUGUAGGUUGGAGUAUAGUCCAAAGGGAUUUGGUAGGUCCAGUCUAGACCAAACCUUCCCCUGUUUACCACCAUCACUGGUGAAUUGAUGAUGGCCAGCAUAGCAAUAUAAAUGGGAGCUUUAGGCUUAAUGCUUAAGAAACUCCAAAAGGGAAACUGACAUGGGGCAUUGCUGGACUUGUGGUUCCCAGACUGAUGAGUAGAAAAGCAUAGAUAAUAAUCAUAAACACCAACAUGAGGAUAUAGUGCUUGAAAGAUAGCAAAGUACUUUGUAUUCAUUAUCUCACUGAGUAUUAUCUUACAAUAGCUCAUGAGAUAAAGACAUAAAAUUUAGAACUCGAAGGAACUUUAGAGAUCAUCUCAUCCAACCCCCUCAUUUUACGGAGAGGGAAAUUGAGACCUAGAGAAAUGAAGUGACAGUAUUAGCACUGGAAGUAUGAGCAAAUUUUGUCUUAAAGAAAAAAGGCCAGUUGUGAAUAGGGAGAGAGAGAGAGAGACAGAGACAGAGAGAGACAGACGAGACAGACGAGACAGACAGAGAGACAGAGACAGACGAGACAGACAGACAGACAGAGACAGAGACGGAGACAGAGAGAAUGUCACCUUGUGAGAAAGUUGUCCCAAAAGAUGAUAAGCUGCUUGUGUGUAAGUUUUGUUUGCCUUUUCUUUGUUAUGUAUUUGGCAUUAUUUUGUUGUGGUUUCCAAAGUGAAUUAAUGGCUUGGUUUUGUUAUUGUGAAUAAAUAUUUAUCUUUUAUAUAAAUGAC
Molecule: messenger RNA, 3064 nt
Organism: Dromiciops gliroides (monito del monte)
Lineage: Eukaryota; Metazoa; Chordata; Mammalia; Microbiotheria; Microbiotheriidae
Gene: ZCCHC3
Product: zinc finger CCHC-type containing 3
Exons: 1
Coding region: 165-1187 (340 amino acids)
Biological process (GO): activation of innate immune response
Molecular function (GO): RNA binding; double-stranded DNA binding; zinc ion binding
Source: RefSeq, a predicted model, not a curated record